Catharus ustulatus (Swainson's thrush) is the source of this 326-nucleotide messenger RNA. RefSeq names its product G protein subunit gamma transducin 2 (gene GNGT2). The record is from RefSeq and is a predicted model, not a curated record. Gene Ontology annotation, biological process: G protein-coupled receptor signaling pathway. The transcript is spliced from 3 exons. Gene Ontology annotation, cellular component: heterotrimeric G-protein complex. NCBI's taxonomy places the organism in Eukaryota, Metazoa, Chordata, Aves, Passeriformes, Turdidae. Gene Ontology annotation, molecular function: G-protein beta-subunit binding. Bases 92 to 301 code for a protein of 69 amino acids.
UGUCAGCCUCCAGCUGCCGCAGCUGCGCCGCCUGCAGCUCCAGCAGGCGCAGGAAGGCGCUGGCCACGCUGCUGACCUGUUCCAGGGCAGGAUGGCUCAGGACAUGACAGAGAAGGAGCUGCUGAAGAUGGAGCUGGACCAGCUGAAGAAAGAGGUGAAGAAUGAGAGGCAAAUGGUGUCCAAGACGGGCAAGGAGAUCAAGGAGUACAUCGAGUCCAUGGCGGGCGAGGACCCCCUGCUCAAGGGCGUGCCCGAGGACAAGAACCCCUUCAAGGAGAAGGGGGGCUGCACCAUCAGCUGACCCAGCCCAGCACCAACCCUAGAGC